AUGAGGCGACGUCGGUGUCCGAGUCUGUUGUUGUUGUGCUUCCAUCUUCAGUCCAUCGUCCUGUUCCUGUUUGCCGUGAUUUGUGUUUCAUAUGGCAGCGAGAAUACAACGGCCAGUACAGUGGAGCUAAUAGUAUCGUCGACACAUGGCCUGGAGACCAUCAGUAGCAGAUUCGACGACCAUUUCAAUAUUGAUGCAGCCAAUGGUUUGUUUUGUAAAAUUUUGAAAAACUAAUUUUAGAAAAUAAAAAAUACUAAAAAUAGCAUUAUCUACCUCAGUUUACCUUUAUUUCCGAGGUUAGUUUACUUUUGCUACCAAAAAAUCAAGUGUUCUUAGUCUUAACCUCAUUCACACCUAAUCUCUUCAGAAGAAGACCUGAACAUCUACAAACUCUACUUGGAAGCGCGAUUAGAGAAAGUGAAAAAAGCUCAGAAACAGGCUCCAAAUGGAACUGUGAAGGCUCCAAAAUCGAAACGCUUUAUUCCCUUGCCCAUAUCGGCGUCUCUUCCUGAUCACGGAUCGGAUUAUGUGCGCUCUCGAGUUGCUGUUGUCGCUAAACAAAGCGACGAAAGUGAAAACGAGCCGGAUGAGCAAAAACUGAAGGAAGGUUCCGACGCCGAGAAACCGAUCAACAUUGUCGAGUCAACAUCGCCACCUGACGCCAAUGAGAGCUGGACCUACGUCAACAAUUCCACCGAGCUGGAGGUAACUACUACCGGUUCGGGCGACAGUAAAAUACCACAGGAUGGUGAAGAUAAUACAAAAGAAAGUAAAAGUUUACAAGAUAAUGCCAAUGAUGAGAACAAGAAUAAUGCAGAAAAUACGGAAGAAAAUGAAAUAAAUAAUCAGAGUAAACCGGCUGAGAACAUACCGCAAGAAGAUCCAAAAGCAGAGCUUCCAAAAGCAUCAGAAGCACAACGAUCGCACAUUCACCAUCCCAAAGCGUUUGCCUCCUCCACCGUCCACUUCUCUCGCUCGGAACCGUUUAAUCCGACUGUAAGUUGGAGUAGAACUGUAAAAAACAUUGAUAUAACAAAGAUUUAAAUUUUAAUUUUUGAGCGUUAUUUUAAAAUAGAGAACAUUUGAUUCAAAAAAGCGUAAAACGUUUAUUGUCUAUGAUUAAUAAAAUUGAUUGAAAAAAUAAUAUUUAGAAUAGUUUCAGCAAAAUCACACAGCAGAAGAAUGCAAACAGCUAUCACAGCGAGAACUAGUAAAAGAACUGAAACAGAAAGGUACCUACAAUCCAGAUCUAAUGGCAUGGGAUGCCACUGGGGUUUUUCGUUUCCUUGACCGGUCGAUUCUAGACCAAUAUGAUGUAAGUCAACGCUUUUUCGUCAAUUUCUGGAUUUUCAAGCUUUUUUAUUUUAUUUUUUUUAAUUUGCAAAGUUUUCGUUUUAAAAUUCAAAAAAGUUGGGACUAUUUUUGAUGGUGAAUUUGUAGCGCCAAGCUAAAGCUCAAACCUCAAAUCAACAAGCCGUCGAACGGAAUAUAUUGGCUUUGGAGAGAAUAUUAUCUGAACUCAAUCUCAAAUGUCAGGUCAGAUCGCCGGAAGUGUUGUCAAAGAUCAGCAACCUUACAGUGUGAGUUUUUACUUUUUAUGUCAAUUUAGAAAUAUUUUUUUCAUCUUCAUUUUUGUUUUUUCAUAAAUAAUUUUAAAAAUAUGCAUGACAUUGCCUUCGGCCUGAGAUUUUGAUACCUAUUUAUAUUCUUUUAGUUACUUUUUUUCCUCAAAAUUGUUCUUAUGAUCCGUUAUUAUCCAAAUAUCUUUUAAAUUAUAAUAUUAGUCCAGUAUACUAAUUUCCAAACAAACAUUCACCAUGAUGUUUAUUCAGAUUCGAGCCUCGUCGCACCGUUGUGUCACCUUCAUUACGAAUGAACGAUGAAGAAAUAACCAGAUUCAAGCGAAACUCAGCCGACGAUCUCUUGAAGACCUUUAAUCUCUCGCGAAGUCAAGAUUCCACCGAUGAAAAUCAUCAGAAGUUGGUGGGCGAGGUUCACGUCGUACCGUUCGGAUGUGACAAACGAGGCGAACGUGAGGAUGGCUACUUGAGGUUGUGUGGGGCGUGCCAGGCGAUACGAAAGUUGCCAGAUUCCUUCUUUCCGCCUUUUAUCAAUGAGGUUAUGUGUGAUGAGGACAAAAGUUGCCUAUACUUUUAUGAUUACCGUGAGUUGGUUUGUGACAGUAUAUUAUUGUAAACGUUUUUUAAUAAAAUUGGUGACAAUAGUAAUUUUAAAUGAAUUAAUUACCGGCCAAAUGUCUAGAUAGAAUUACUCGUAAUUUUAAAACUUUUAGCUCACGGAAAAUGUAAACAAAAGCACAUGAACUUCGUCGUGCUACGUAACGUUGGGACUCCACAAUGUCAAGUCUGGCAAAAGUUUAAUUUAAACGUUCGAGUUUCAUGUGAAUGUUUCGUAGGUGAGUUCACGGGUUUGUUUAACCAACUCCUACUGAUAAUAUCAAAAUUAUAAACCAAAAUAGUAUUUGAUCAAAGCAACUCUUAAAAUAUUCAUAUCAGACCAUAAUAUAUUUAAUAAUAUUAAAACUCUAUAACAAUAAGAAUAAUUUAAGAUGAAAUGUCAUUCUUCUCCAAGUACGUGUAA
This is a messenger RNA of Bursaphelenchus okinawaensis, 2601 nucleotides long. Lineage: Eukaryota; Metazoa; Nematoda; Chromadorea; Rhabditida; Aphelenchoididae. The record is from the annotation of a GenBank genome assembly.